AUGCUCCCCAUCUCGACUUUUACAUCCUCCCACCAUCUCAUCCCCUUCGGCUCGCCUGAUAUCCGGCCUACCACCUCAUCAUCCACUGCCACCGACGUCGACGACUGGGCUGCCUUCUUCAUCAUGCCUUCCACCCCUCCAGUCAUCAGCACACCUGACGACAUCUUCUCGGGCCCCUGGAACACCCCACUCGAGAUCCCAGAUACAGCCCCCAUCAUGGCGCACAACUCUUCCUCAUCCUCCCCCACCGACUUUGCCUUCGAGCCACCGGCGGACAAUAAGACCCCUUCUACCGGGUUCAGCUACACGCCCAGCACAGGCAACAGCUACGGUCUUCCCCUCAGCGGCUACUCGUCCGCCUCGUCCUUUUCAUCCUCAGCGUCAGGCUCCUACGGGAGCAACUCGUUCUCGUCGGCAGACGCGCUGCCUGCGAUAUCGCGGGACUUCUCGCGGCCAAGCGUACAGCAGGCAAAGCGGCCUGCUACUGCUGGCGGGCUGCUACAGUCCAGGUCUCCCUUUGGGGGCCAUGUAAACGAGGACAAGAAGGGGAUACCGGAGGAGCCAAGCUUCGUGAACCCUUUCUCAUCCUCGGCGUUCCCGUCUCACACGGAGGCGUUUGAUCCACGGCAGCCCAACCGCCGCGCUUCAGAGGGACAGGGGUCCAACAUGCCCCCACCUAGCUGGCCGGCCCCCGCGAAUCCGUCCUUGGCUUCUGCUCCACCCACACAGGCGUCAUUCGACUCGUAUCCCCAACCCCAGCAGGCCCGCAGCGCCUACAUCGGCCACGCCAACCGGCCGCAGACAUCAGACGGACUCCCCUCAUUCGGCGGUCCUACCCCUCUGCCCUCUGCGCGCUCCGUCGUUGGCUCAUUCUCGAGUCUGACAUCCCAGACUGCUCUGCAACCCCCUGCCCAAAUCCGGUCUUCCUACGAGGACUCGACUCACCCUUUCCGUGAUCGCUCAAACUCGGACGCGCAACCGCCAAGCACUUCCCGCUCAGAGGGCGAGCUGACCUUUGUCCCCAUCGGCGGGCCGGUACCCAAGAAGCGGCCGAGGAGGCGGUUUGACGAGAUUGAGAGGCUGUAUAAGUGCGGAUGGAGCGGGUGCGAGAAGUCGUAUGGGACUUUGAACCACCUGAAUGCGCAUGUGGCGAUGCAGUCACACGGAGAGAAGAGAUUACCAUCCGAAUUCAAAGACAUGCGCAAAGCCUGGCGGAAGAAGAAGCGAGAGGUCACCGCCGCUAAUGCGAACGGCCAAUUCAAUGCCUACGCACGCGGAUCCGUAUCGUCAGAGUCAUCCUACGAUAGGCGGGAAUCUACAAUAUCCAACAUGUCGUCGGCGUCGGCGGCGCGAUUCCCACCCGGGGCGGUUUCCACGGCGUACAAGUACGACUCGCGGCCUACCACAGGCUCAUCCGUCGCUUCUUCCUCGGACGGUCGGUCACAUCACCCCCAAUCUGGGGUCCCCCCAUUCGGGUACGGGCAGGCCAUGCAGACCAUGCCUGCACCCACAUCCUCUCUCCAGGCAAGGCGCGACUCGGCCCCACAGCACGUUAGCAUGCCCUACCAACCCGCGCCCGUCGGUUUCAGGCAAAACGACGAUGGCGUCACCCCUACUCCCCAAAAUCCCUUCCCAUUCAACUUCUCCAUGAACAUGUCGGUCAACCCCAACGUCCCGCCGGAACAUCAACAAUACAUCCAGCAGCAACAACAGCACCAACAGCAGCAGCACCUGCAUCAGCCGCCCCCCGGACAUCAUGCGUACCAACAACACCAACAGCAGCAGCAGCACCAUCAUCAGUCGAUGCGGCCAGGGACGGGCGGGUUCCCAUUCCAGACGUUGACGCAGCCGAUGCCGAUGGUCUGGAUCCGGGUCAUUGAGCACCUUCGCGGUCCGCGAGCUACGCCAAAUGGGCGGAAUGAGCGUUCCAGCAUCCGUGCUCCCGAAGCCGUGCUGAUGAGGGUGAACAAGACUCUGAACAACAUCGUAUCCGUACCGCUGUACAAGACAGUCAUCACCGACCACCUCCCCUCCCUCUUGCACAGCGUCAAGCAGCCCGCUGCUGCUUCUGGCAUUCGGUCCAAAGCGGAACUCCUCUCCCUCACUCAGCACCUCUUCCUGGAAUACUGCGACAAGGGCCCUCCUACCUACGCGAGCCUGCUGUUCCACGGCGGUCCACACUUCGGCCUCGUGGAUCUCAUACGGCCCAUAGAGAGCAAUGCGCCAACCCUCGAGGACCUGAGGACCUGGGAUACGGGGACGGCCGCGAGGUGGAAUCCCCGCAACUCGUCGCGUUCUGCGGAGCAGACCUCAGUAGACGGGGGCCGAUUGCUCAAAAACUACAAGACGGUCUCCACCGGGGCGUAUCUCGGCGGACAGAGGUCUAUCUGGCGCCCAAUCGUCAAACGCCACCCCCCUAAUCCGGAGAUGGUCCGUCGAAUCGACACUGCCCGCACUGCAAUCACUGCCCUCGCCGUCGGAUCUCCAGGCGUAGCGGCAUUCUGCCAGCGGGUGGAGUAUGGCCCGCUCACAUACGCCGUGGCGGUAUGGAACGAGUUUGAGCCCAAGGUGCGGGUCGGGGUGAAGGAGCACCGGUUCCGAGCGCAUGUCAUGCACGACUUGGGAACCACGCCUGCUGUGCUGGCAGGGAGCUCGAGGUGGUACUGCGAGUACAAGUCUCCCGAACACAAUUUCGGUUGGCCGGCGGAACAGCUGCGGGAUGCGGCGGGGGAUCAUAUUCAUGUUAGGGAGCAGUACCGACGGGCACUCGCUUUCGAAACCCAGAGAGCAGGGAUCAUCGAGCACUCCUCCCUCUCUACGGACGUCUAUCUGCCGGGCAGGUUCAUGACGGAGUUUACGCGGGGGUAUAUCAGCGAGUGUAUCGACGAGGCGGUGAUCGAGGUGGAAAAUCCAUCAUAUGGCAGGGAUGGAUCGAUGAAGCGGUCGGCGGCGUCGUAUAAGCGGGAUCAGUGGAGGUUGAACCUUAUCGACGAGGCGCCGCCUUGCGAGGCAUGUGGGUGGUGUGUAGAGGACAUGGAUCCCGAUCCGAAUGACGAGCCUUCACCAAUGUCGGACGGGUCAGAUGUGUAUCAGGCGGACGGAUCAGAUGUGUACAGCGAUACGGAAUCUUCCUAUGCCGUAUCGCAGCUAUAG
Messenger RNA from Dioszegia hungarica, 3153 nucleotides. RefSeq lists its product as uncharacterized. Gene Ontology annotation, biological process: regulation of DNA-templated transcription. NCBI's taxonomy places the organism in Eukaryota, Fungi, Basidiomycota, Tremellomycetes, Tremellales, Bulleribasidiaceae. The record is from RefSeq and is a predicted model, not a curated record. The transcript is spliced from 7 exons. The coding region runs from base 1 to 3153 and encodes 1050 amino acids.